Molecule: messenger RNA, 1129 nt
Organism: Dromaius novaehollandiae (emu)
Lineage: Eukaryota; Metazoa; Chordata; Aves; Casuariiformes; Dromaiidae
Product: reticulocalbin-3-like
Exons: 7
Coding region: 75-1001 (308 amino acids)
Cellular component (GO): endoplasmic reticulum
Molecular function (GO): calcium ion binding
Source: RefSeq, a predicted model, not a curated record
UGGGGGGGAGGUGGGGGCGGGGCGGGGCGGCCGGGACCCCCCAUUCGGGCGGGCGGCGCGGGCCGGAGCGGAGCAUGGCGGGCGGGGGCUGGUGGUGGCUGGCGGCGCUGUGGCUGGCGGGGGCCGAGCCGGCGGGCGAGGGGGGGCCGGGCCGGCGACCCCCCCACGACCACGCGCGCGGCUUCGCCUACGACCACGAGGCCUUUCUGGGCGCCGAGGGGGCCCGCGAGUUCGAGGCGCUGCCGCCCGCCGAGAGCCGCCGCCGCCUCGGGCUGCUGGCGGGGCUCAUGGACGGCGACGGCGACGGGGCGGUGACGGCGGCCGAGCUGGGGGCCUGGCUGAGGCGGCGGCGGCAGCGGGGCCUGGCCGAGAGCCUGAGCAGGGGCCGGGCCCGCUGGGACGGCGACGGCGACGGAGCCCUGGCCUGGCCCGAGUACCGCCGGCAGGCCUACGGCCACGACGAGGACUUUGGGGACGUGGCGGACGCGGCCAAGUACCGGCGCUUGGUGGCCCGCGACGAGCGGCGCUUCCGGGCGGCCGACGGCGACGGCGACGGGACGGUGACGGGCGACGAACUCGCCGCCUUCCUGCAGCCCGAGGAGUUCGAGCACAUGCGGCUGGUGGUGGCGGCGGAGACCCUCGAGGACAUGGACAAGGACGGCGACGGCUACGUGCAGGUGGACGAGUACAUCGGCGACAUGUACGCGGGGGAGCCGGGGGCGCCGGAGCCGAGCUGGGUGCAGACGGAGCGGGAGCAGUUCGGGCUCUUCCGCGACCUGGACGGCGACGGGCGCCUGGACGCGGCCGAAAUCGCUCACUGGCUGCGGCCGCCGGCCGCCGACCCGGCCCAGGCCGAGGCCCAGCACCUGCUGCACGAGGCCGACGCCGACCAGGACGGGCAGCUGACCAAGGAGGAGAUUUUGGGCAAGUGGAACCUGUUUGUGGGCAGCCAGGCGACGAGCUACGGCGAGGACCUCACGCGCCCCCACGACGAGCUCUGAGCCGGACGCCGGGGCCCCUCGGACGCCUGGGCCCCUCCCGGACGCCUGGGCCCCUCCUGGGACGCCUGGGCCCCGCCGACGCACGGCAGCGCAAUAAAGAGCCGGGGCCGCGUCUCCCCCCACCUCCA